GUCAGUAUAAUAUUAUGUGGUUUAUCUAAAUUUUAUGAUUUGCAGUCAAAAGCACAUUAUUCAUUCUUGUGUAUGGUGCACUUCACAAAAUACCAUGAUCGUAAUACAAUAUAUUUGUGUUUUCCUUUAUGUAUGUCAAAUGUCGAAGUUUACUUAUUCCAAAGUAAUCGGAAGACCCAAACAAAGUUUAAGCGUAGAUUUUCCGAAAUGCUCACCAAAUGAUUGGAUUUGUUUUGAACGUAAAAUCAUAGACAAUUCUUCAGUCAUUGCAUAUUUUAAUAGAUAUUCUUAUAUUCUAUGGUCAUAUUAUUACGAAUAUGUGAGCAAAAUAAACGAUAGGGAAACGAAUAGUAUGGCCAUUGAAAUACAAAAUGAAGGACCAACAGAUUACGAUUAUUAUAAUGAAUUGGAACCAGGGAUAUCAAAUGAAGAUCCCACGAACAAAGUAAAAAGAUCAAUUGAACUGGCUGAAGAACAACCCCCUGAAGGAACUUAUCGCCCUCCAUCUAAUGAUGACGAGACUAGAACCACUCUUCCAUUGCCCUCAAUACCAUCAAUGCCCUCUUUGCCGUCAAUGCCUUCUAUGCCACCAAUGCCUUCUAUGCCAUCAAUGCCUUCUAUGCCAUCAAUGCCUUCUAUGCCAUCAAUGCCUUCUAUGCCAUCAAUGCCUUCUAUGCCAUCAAUGCCUUCUUUGCCCACACCUUCAGUACCGCAGCUACCUACAAUGCCUUCCGUGCCAUCAAUACCUCAACCACCUACCAUGCCUUCAAAUGGACCAAAAAACACAAAUACAGAAGCUACAAAAUACGAGGUAACGACUCAAUCGCCAGAAGUAGAACAGCUUGAGACUACUACGGAAGACUAUGGUAAUAUUGGUGAACCAAAUUGCGAUUACGAUCCAAUUUCCUUUGUUUUAAAGUGUGGGUUGAAUUUAAUUACUAGUAUUUUUGGAUUAUCUGAUACAUGUUGUAAACCAAUAAUUUAAUCUAUUUAAUUUAUAGACCAAACAUAUACAACAAUAACAUAUAGGUACUAAAUAGCUAAAAUAGUACAUAUAACACCUAUUAUAUUAUACUUUAUUGUUUACAUUAAAAUACGCCAUAAAUAAAAUUUGAUUUCAUAUUGUCGCUUAGAUAUUGUAUCCAAGUAGGUACCUUAAAUAAAGGUUUUUAAUGAAGAAACAUCAAUGUACCUUCACACAAAAAUGUAUCAAUGAAAAUCACAAUUUUAUAGUUAAUACAUUUACCAAACGAAAAUGAGACGUAUUUCGAAUAAAGCUGUGUAAUAUUUCCGAAACAAAAGUUCCAUCUUCACUGAUACUUAUUUUUGAUUCAAUUUUUAAUUAGAUAAUAUGUAUUUUUAACCUUUUUUUGUAACAAAUUACUUGUAUAAAUAUAAUAGUUAAAAAAAUAGCAUGGUUAACAUUUAAUAGUUCAAUUAACUAAUAAGUGGUGCAUUUACAAAUGAUUUGUUUUAGUAAAAUUAAGACUACCUCUUUAAAUGUA
Molecule: messenger RNA, 1505 nt
Organism: Myzus persicae (green peach aphid)
Lineage: Eukaryota; Metazoa; Arthropoda; Insecta; Hemiptera; Aphididae
Product: hyphal wall protein 1-like
Exons: 3
Coding region: 35-985 (316 amino acids)
Source: RefSeq, a predicted model, not a curated record